This is a messenger RNA of Xyrichtys novacula (pearly razorfish), 16990 nucleotides long. NCBI's taxonomy places the organism in Eukaryota, Metazoa, Chordata, Actinopteri, Labriformes, Labridae. The record is from the annotation of a GenBank genome assembly.
AUGAGAAUAGUUUUGCUCCUAGCUGGUAAGAUUUACUUUUUUUCUUCUUUUUUUCCAGUAGAUUGAGAAAAUGUUUCAAGUUUUAAUGCCUGUUAUUCUGUCAUUAAGUCACCAGGACCUGACAGCAUCAAAGUGUAUUAUCAGAGUUUUAAAGGGCAGAUGAAUAGAGGCUGAAUAGAGAGUCUGCAGUGAUUGUUUGGCAUGAAAACCUGCAUACUCUUGGUUUCUCGGGUCAUGAUUGUACAUGUUUUAAUAACCCUGAAAGGAUUUUAAUAGUCCAUGUCCAUGUUAAGCUGCUCCACCCUAAGGAAAGUGACUUAACACUGGGAUUUCUCUGAAUUUCAAAGAAACACUUUGGCUUUGUCUAAAUCACAGGCCGGCAUCCUUUUUGAGAACUCAAGAUGCGUCCAACUUUUAAUAUCAGGCAUGAGGGUACAGUGAGGUUUACGAGGGAAAUAGAAAACCACUGAAGAUAUGUGGAUGUGAUCUUUCUCAAACUUACUCAGCAAAUUCUCAGAAGCCUUGUUUUGAUUUAAAUCAGCUUCUCUGCUCAAAGAAAACUGCAGGACCUGAAAGCGUACAGUUAUCAUGAUUUCACAGCGAAAAGAAUUAUAAUCAGUGUUACAUAUAAAUGAAGUACAGAUUGAUGAUUAGGUUAGGAUUUAAUGAGAUGUCUACCAUCUUAUAAUGGUUGGACAGAAAGUCAAUCUUUGUUUUAACUGAGCAAAAACUGACCUGCUCUCUUAUCGGUAACGGUUUUAAAGAACCGUGAUCAGCCAACCACUAGUUAAGAUGUCCUGUCUACUUUGACACCUCUUUCAUUUUGAUCUCUGAGAUAAACACUGAACAUGUUUGUGGUCCCAAUUCCCCUAAGGUGGGUCAUAAAGGUAUCUGGCAACACUUGACCUGGUCGAAUUGAGAUUUAUGGAUAACUAGAGUUUGUUGUGAAUUUGUAUGAACUGGCAACUUGAUAAUGGAGGAUCGUACUUACCAUGCAUCACAGGAGCUUCUUGUCCUCAAAGGCCCCUGUCGCUUCACUGAUAGGAGGGGUGGGGGAGUGUCUUCAUCUGUUACACAUAGCUGAAUAUUCCCAUUUCUACAAACUGUACCUUUAAUAACUAACUGAUUGUGCAAGUGUGCUAUCCUCAAUUAGAAAAGUUAAUUCAGCCUCAAAUGAGAUUCCAUGAGAUAGAGCUAAGUGGGGUUUCACAUAAACCACUCUAUGAAAACAGUCAGAGAAUAAAGUAGCCUGUACCGUACAACUUAUUUUCUCUCUAAUAAAUGUUUUUUGAGCCUCUUUAACAUAUUUGCCAACAGACCUUACAACAGCAGAAGCUGCCUUGUCGAAGAGAAUCGGUAGUUCAAGGAGCUAAGUUAGCUAACAGUAGUGAGAGUGAAGCAUGUACAACGUAAUUUAAUCAACAUUAGCUAUGUGAGUUUGGGGCCAAGAUGACAUUCGUCUUGAUCUGUUUUUUCAACUUAUUUGUUUUGUCUUAUGUACCUCUCUUAGCCUGUAGGUCUAGAAAUAAGUGUAUAUUAGUAUUUGUACAUACAAAGCAAGCAGGACAAUUACUGUUGCCUGGCAACCAUGCUCCACUGUUUACUGCAAGAAUGCCAAUGACAAGACUUGACUGUUUCCUUUUGAGGGUAGCAGCUGGCUGAUGAUUUUUUGGCAACAUACUUGUCAAUGCCAUGAAUGAAAUGUAAUUUUAAUCUUCAAUCACCUGGGAAAAGCGUGUUAGACUUCUGAAACGUUAAAGAGCUCGUCCUUCUCUCUGAUUUGGACUGAGCUUAAGAUGAAUGAUGUCUUUGAUGACUACUUUCUCAUUGUGUCGUCUUCUUCCUUCUCACAGCUAUUGCUGCAGUAUCACAAGCCCAGACUGACUGCUCUCAGGGGGCCUGUUACCCACCCACCAAUGACCUGCUGCUGGGCAGAGGUCACCAGCUUCAUGCCUCCUCUACCUGCGGACUCACAGGCUCCGAGGUCUUCUGCACCCCUUACCAAGAGGUAGGAAAACACUCCUUUGUUUAAUUCCCAGGUGUUUGGAGGCUCUCAUGCACUGAACCCUUUAUCAUCUUGAAAAAAGGUUGACUUCCUGGCAGGUGAAGGCUGCUGACUUUAUACCUGAACAAAGAGGACAGUUUACAUGGGCAGCAAAAAGAUAGAAAGUAAAUUUUAGUUAUUGAUAUUGGCUUAUAAAAACUCAUAUCAGUCAUCUCAGGACACACACCCCCGUGUACACCCAGAUCACACAUGGGUUUUGCACCAUCAGGAGGUGUAGAGGUCAUGGUGAACAGACAGCUGUGCAUGUGUCUAUGAUGGUUUUGGCUGAAGCAUCAAUUUUUGAAACAGUCUGAUUUGAGUGCCAGAACAUUAUGUUGCAACUGUACUGUUUGACAAGUGACUGGACACCAGCAACCAUGUGCAGGCUCAGCAAAAAAAUCUACCAAUACCGUGUGAGUGCUGGUUUUGAAAUGAAAUUUAACUUUAGAAAUGAGGGCACACAGUAGGCAAGAAGUGAAAUGGAUAUUUUUGCACAAAUAAAGUGGAGAAAGGUUCCACAUUAUUCCUUAGUUCCUACAUUGAAAUACAGCUGCAGUAUAACUGUCAGUGGGGCUGUAUGAACUGCCCUCAUCCACUUUUUUGGCUAAUUUUGUUAAAUUUAAGUUUAGUCGUCUUGUGCAUGCUUUGAAGCUGGUACUCUUUCUGGCAGAGAGUUUGUAGAGUCCUAUAAAAGAUGAGUAAGUUGUACAGCUUUUGAACUUCGCCAUGGUCAAAACGUGAUAAGAAGGAUGGUGCAACAUGGACCAAGUGACCAGCAGAGAUCAGCAGGACUCUUACCCAACUGCUCCUAAAUCUGCUGAAUGUGUUAAAUGUUUCAUUCCUUCUUUUCAAAAUAACUGCUUAGUCAGAGAAAUGCUGUGAUUAUGGUGGUCACAUUUUUAUAUCAUGAUAAUUAUGCCCCCCCCCCCCCCCCAAAAAAAAAAAAAAAAAAAAAACUAUAUUAUUGCAAUAUUAAUGGAAAACUUUAAAAAAUAUAUACUGCAUAGAAAGGUGAAACAUGGCUGGAAAAACAUUGUUCAAUUUGCAUAAACAUUUCAUCUAUUAGUCAGGGAACGAUUAGUGAUACUUUUAUUUUGACAUUUGUACAGUCUAGUGUUGAGGUUGCUUUUUCUCUGUGUUCUGAAAGCAUGCUUUUAUUUUGAAAUGAAAUGAAUGCUACUCCCAGUGGAAUGUGAGUACACCUAAAAGAUGGUCAGAAAGUAUACUUAAAUGAACAUCACUUUUAAAAGGGUCUAACUAUCUUUCUGUGGGCUGAGCUACCUCUGCACGACACUAGAUAAGCUAACAAAAAGACUACUGCCUGCUACUGUGAACCAACAUGUUUCAUGGUAUGUUUGGUUUAAGCACAAUGUCAACAUUUAAUUUUUCCAAAAGGGUGGUUCUUGUCCAUACCGCUUUGGUAUGACAGCCUGAGUAGAGGUUUUUCUUUAUAUUUCAUUUCAUUUAUUUAAAGGAGGAAAAAAGUUUUUUUUCAACUUGUACCAAAGCAAAGAAAUCUUUGUUAAUUAGUUAAAUGAACUUCAUCGACUGCCUUGCAUUUAAAACUCUGAGUGUCUCUCAUAAAAAUGUUCACUUAGGUAACCGAAGCCUCACAAUCCAAAUCCAACCUUAAAGACACAGCAGCAGUGACACAGAGACAGGAUAACCUUUGUGUUGAGGUUACAUAAUUUCCAUUCCUGACAGGGUGUGUUGUGUUGAGCACUCCUCAGGGCAUGGAUAUCCCCCCUCCAAUUCAUCAACACUUUCCCCCUCUGAUUUUUUUUCUUACCUGAGCCACACCUUGUCCAGACAGGGAGGGGCAGGUACACUCAGCUGUAUCUCAGCUCUGACACACACACAAACACUCACACACGCAUGCAUGAGUGGCGAUAAAGAGAGAGAAUUACAAAGAUGAAACUUUGCAUAGAGCCGUCAGAGCGACCUGUCAGUUCUUGUUAGGUAUGCUUAACCACGGAGCCACAUUUUGUAACAAAUGAUCAAACCAAUAUUUUUUAAUGAAGGCCUCUCUGACAGAUAGACUGCUCUGCUGAAAGAUUAAGAUGCUGUUAGUUACAACAUCCAUCAGAUAAGAGGAUGCAGACAGAAUUUUACUGUGUCACAAUGUUGUCUGUCAAUGAUUUCUACAGUUGAAACUGUAAAGCCUGGUCUUUGCGGUGGGCCAGGUAACUUGUAGCUGUGACUUUCAUACUUCAAACCAAUGUAAGGGGGUAGGUGCUGGCUGAGCAGCAGGAGAAACAACCCUGUUUGAUUUAUCUAAUUACAAUAAUGAUAGAUUUGUUUGUCAAAAGUCAGCCGGAUAUUUUCUUUUUUUUGUCAUUAGACAAUAUUCAAGCAUGAAGAGGCCAAGGAAGACAUUAGAGUUGCUGCAAGGAACUUUUAGUUUGUGUCAAUUAUGGCGCACCCUGUGGACAAAGAUAUACCUUUUCUCUCUCCUUUGGCUUUCAUGUGUAAAAUAAGUGUUUCCAGAAAAAAAAAAAAAAUCCUGUCACCUCUUGGUUCCAGUUUUACAUAUUUUCAGAUUUACAUGACCAAAGGAUACUAAAUAGUUGAGUGAUUUUUCCAGUUUGCCCCCAACAUGCUCACACUGUCUUCUCGAGUCAGUAAAAAAGUGACCUAUAGGUCUUUAAGUUCUGAAACAAUCUGCAAAAUGACUGAGGAAAUAUCUGCACACCAAUUUAAAAAUUCCAUAAACUGAGAAAAAUACAGUAAGCAUUCAGACGGUGCAGAAAGGUAUCUAAGACAGUUGAGAAGGUUACAGCGCAGCAAAGCUUCUCUCUCAAUCAGGUGAGACUGAGGUCAGGUGAGACUGAGGUCAGGUGAGACUGAGGUGAGGUUGCGUUUUUUCUUACAUAAACUCACUCAGGUCAGGUAACCUCAGAUUAGGUAACAUUCACAGUUUUGUAUUGAAAAAAAACAACUUUUUGUUUAAAACUUUAAAGCCUAAAUGAGCCCGUAAGCAUUAUUUAUAUUCAUACGUUGUAGUAUUUUCCUGUUUGCUAGACUCAGUUAAUCUAAUUGAAGGUGGCUGCUUGGUGAAAGUCUUUGUUAAUUUUCUGGGUUUUAUCUGACUGAAUCUACCUUGACCCUCACAGGUGAUGGCUGAAGAGAUAAAAAUCCUAUAGACUAAAUUAUGAGACUCACCGAGAGUUCACUGUUAUCUCAGUGACAUAAUGACCAUGACUAUCCAGCCUCCUUCUUAACACAGUUUCAUAGUAUAUUCAUUGAGUUAGAGCUCGAUGAAGAUUGAACAGAGCAAAAACAUGUAUAUUUACUUCCAAGUUUCAUGUUGUUUAAACAGGUUUGUUGUCCUUCAUCCUAGUUCACUGCUACUCUGUUCAAAUCAAAGACCUUUGAGUGAAAAACAAGUUAAAGCGAGUGUGAUUAAGGGUUGUUUUUCGAUGCAGGGGAGUGGACUGGGCUCAAAAAAACAUUUCCUUAUCAGCAGGAAAAAGCUAACAGGCCUCUCUAACUUCAUAGCCCAAGACAAAACAUCUGAACCAGUGCAUGAAAAGAAAAAUUUAAAUGCAGAAGAUAAAACUGACGAAAAGAUAAAAUGUAUCAGUUGGUCGCAACCUGGGGGGCGCCAACCAGAGAGGAACGCCACCUGCCAACAAUUAAGCAUGUUUACAAAAAGUAGUAAUAUAUAAAAGGUAGCAGAAAAAGCAAACAAUUGAAAGGUUGAAAUGAGUGUUAGAAUUAAGAGAAACAUACAACAGAGUAUUAGGGCCACAUUCAAACCAUAAAAUUUAAGACUUCAAGAUCAGAUUCGUUAUUUUACGAGAAUUAAGUCAAUUCUGAUGAGAAUAAAGUCAUUAUUAACGUGAAUUCAGUCGUAAUAAAGUCCUUAUAUUGUAACCUGUUGUUUAAGAUGACAGUUGUUGAAAUGAGAGCCAUGGAGCAUUCCAUGAAAAUAUUCUUCAAUAUAGGUUACUCAAACAAGGAGAUACUUGAUCUUUGGGACAUCAGCACCACAUUUCAUAAGUAUCAAAAUGAUUUUAUUACGACUUUAUUCUCAGAAGUCAUUACUUUAUUACGACUUUAUUCUCUCAAGUAAUGAUUUUGUUACAACUUUAUUUUCCUAAUUACUUUAUUCUCGUAAAUUUUUGACUUUAAUCUUGAAGUCUUAAUUUGUUUUUUUUUCUUAAUGCGGUCCUACUACUCCGUUGUAGAAACAUGACGUGCUUAUGUAUGUAUACAAAUAUAAACUUACUUUAUAGACCACACCUUUGCCAAACUGUAAACAUGAGCAAACCUUUGUUGGUGAUUUUUACAUGCUCUUCUUUGAGACCUGACUCCUCUUUGGAGUGAGCCUCUAGUGGCCACUCAAGGAACUGCAGUUCUCAUUUUUCUUCUCUCCCUCUCUCUCUGCCGGGGGGUUGUCACUGCAUUGAGUCAUGUUGUCGCAAAGGAAAACUUGAUCCAAGUCAUUUUUUUUCUUGGACAGAAGAGCAGAGGGAACUUUCUCCCACAGGGACAUCAGCCAACUUCUGCCAGCGUGGCGGACGUGUCCAGAGUACUUGAUGUAGAAAGGGGGGGCUGGUCUGAUGAAAACAGCGGAUAAAGACAAAUAUACCUUAUUGUCUCUUCAAACACCUGAGAACUCACCAGGAGAGAAAAACAGCUCACUAAAUGACUCUGAAAAUGAAGACUCAGCCUUGAUCUGUUUACUUCAGUUCAUUGAGUGUUUAUUUGCUCUGUGAAUACACAGAUGCUUCACUCUGAGUCCAAUCAUGUAAAAAGUGAAGCUUAACAUCCAAAUAAGGCUUUUUUUUACUGCUUUUUCUGUGGUCCCCAGUCAAACUACAUGGAGGUAUUUAUUGGAAAUUAUUAUUUAUUCGAAAACAUUUUGAGAAUAAACUAGGCCAUGAUCUUUGUUUAAUGUGGGCAAAGUUUCCACAAGUUAUUGACCAACUGGAUUAAACAUUGUUAAUUCAAAACCCUGCAGGAACUUUAGUCAUCAGAUUUCACAUCUGAGCAUUAUUGAUUCUCUGUCCUUUGGGCCGCCAACUGACCCGUGCAGUGACACAUCUUAUCUACCUGGCACAGAGAUGGGACAGAAAGACAGAUUUAGAAGUCAGUCCUGGGUCCAUGGGUCAGUUUCAGGACAAAUAUCCAACACCAGACUUAUGUAAUCUAGUACCAGUAUUUUAAAAUCACAAAUGGAGUUUUCUUAUGUGUGUUUUGUCUUUUCAGAGGAGAAUGAAGUGCUGUCCCUGUGACUCCAGGAACCCAGAUGGCCCACUCGCCCACACGAUCAAAGAGGUCCUUUCCACAUCCUCACCAGACAGAUGGUGGCAGUCAAAGAAAGGUAGAAAGAUAUGAAACUAAAGUUUAUUGCUAUCACAGAAUAUCCACACUAUACACAGGUGACAACAUCACUGUAUCACACCCCUGAAUUAUUUCAAAGCAACUGGAGAAAAGCCAGUGAUAAUUUCAAAUUCCCAGUUUUAAUACCAUAUUUGGAUCAAAACUUGUUUAUAGCAAAGGUUAUGCAUCACCAGCCACAUCCAUGAUAUAAAACAGUUUACGGACACCACCCUUGGAUCAGUUUUGCAUACAAAUAGACACAUCUAUACCAUCAGCAGGUGUGUAGGAUACGAAUGAGUCAGUCAAAAUUGCAGUUCAGCUCCUGCACACUGUCCAAGUUGCAAAAAUGACACAUUCACUUUUCCUUUAACAUGUAAGCUCUUCUAAGUUACUACAAAGGGACAGGAAUGACCGUCAGAGGUGUUACUGACACAGAGAGAGGUCUCUUUUUUGAGUUUACUUCAUUGGGAAAAUGAACAUUGAUCAUCAGCUUACCUGUGUGAUAAGCACAAUAGCUGUAUCCCAUCCAUAUAGUUGUACUGCAGGUACUCAAACUGUAUUUUUCCUGAUGUGUUGAUCUGGAAAACACAUUUCUCACAGACUCAGUGGAGGAUUUGAGAUUGUGAAAUACACGGGUUGUAUAUUUACUGUGGUGUAUUAACAAAUGAGUCAUAAUCUGUUGAGGAAUAAAUCUGCUGUUUAAGGGAGUAGACUUGGGCCUCCAAGCAAUUAAAUCCUGCAAUGAAUAACAAAGGCUGUGUAUUUUAUUCUCUUUUAAUUCCAACAAAAAGAAAAAAAGACAGAAGUUUGGGCAAAGUCUACUCCUGAGUGUCCUUUUUUAUUUUAUUUCUUUUCCACAUCAUAUUGAUAGAAACACAUUUUAAGCCACCCUCCCCUCAAAGUUUAGGAGCUUAUAGGUUUUAACGGAUCUGAACAGCACCCUCUGCUGUCAGGACACCAGACAACAUCUGCUCGUUCAACUUUACUUUAUUUUUCUGAUCACACAAGAGCUGUCACAAUAUAAGAUUUUCGUCUGAUUACUGAGGCCAUAAAAUUUCAGUACCACUGGGUUAUUUAUGGACAAUCAAUCAGUAUUAUUGAAGAAAGGUAUGACUUUGUAUCAUGCAUUGUAAAACUUUUAUUUUAAAGGAAAGAAAACUUCUGGUAUCUUGUGAAACUGAAUGAAAACAUAAAAAUAAUGAUCAGACAGUAAACAAUGUUAAAUUUAUAAGUCAAACAAAGAAGCACAAGCUCUGAGGUUGAUUUUGGAUUCACUGCUAAGCUCUAAAUGUUAGUGUUUAGAAGAACCCAAUCAUCUCUCUUCAGCAGUCUGCUACUUCUUCUUCAUGGGUCUUUGAUGGGAAUGUGCCUGUUUGUCUUUCAGAGGUGGAACCAGUCACUCUCCAGCUGGACCUCAACAACCUGUUUCAACUUGACAACCUGGUGCUCAAUUUCAAGGUGCGUCACUCUUGAAAGUCUGAUGAAUUUCACGAUGUUUCUACUUUGUUAAUGUUACGUAUGUUGUUCCAAAAACUUAAAGUCUUUUCGUUUUGCCCCUCUGCAGGGUCCUCGUCCCAAUGCCUUGAUCAUAGAGAGGACUCUGGAUAAUGGCGACACAUGGCAGCCUGCUCUCUACAUGGCUACAGACUGUCGAAGCUCUUUCCCUGGUGUCUCAACAGUAACUCCUGUGGACCUGGAGCAGACAUACUGCUUUACACUGCCCCCUAUUGGAACAAAUCCAUACCAAGAUCACACAGUAAGGACGCCUCACAGUAUGAAAUUUUAAAAAGGGAAUGAUAGUUAUCAUUCAUGCAAUUUAUAUUAGUCAGCUAUCAUCAAUAUCAUAUUAUUAAUUAUAUUAUUCUCUAUUUUUAUACCUUAUAUUUAUUCAUAUAUUUAAUGUGAAUUAUACAAGUAUAUUUACUAAAACAUAUACAUAGAUGUUUAUGUGAAAAGCAUGAGCAGGAAGUCCACUCAAAGUGAGUUGAUUGACAGCUUGACCCUGACAAAAAAAAACAACAAAAAAAAAAAAUUAUAAUAAUAAUAAUAAAGAUUUUAUGUAUGGGUAAAAAGGUCAAUAUUCUGAGAUGAAUGGAUAACAUCCAUAAUAUUAACAUAAUGAAGUCAGAUAAAAUAUGAUUUUCUCUUCUGCAGAUCCAGUUCAGUCCUCUGCGUCAGUACACUUACGUUCCUGUCCCGAACAGUGAAAAAAUCAGGGGUACGUUUUUUCUCUCACAGACUACAUCCUGAUCAAAACAGACCUUCCUGUGACUGACAGCUGUCUCUUUCACAGGCCUAUCAGGGAUCACAGGGCUCAGAGUGAAGCUGGAGGAGCUCGGAGAGGUCCCUCAACUUCCAGGCAGAGCUCUCAGCAAGUUUUUCGCCCUGAGGGACAUGAGAGUGAUCGGCAGCUGUAUGUGCCAUGGACACGCCAACAGAUGUCUGCCAGGAACCUCCAGCUACCCGCAGUACAACAGUAUACCGGUAUACAUUUUAGAGUUCUUUUUAGAAUAAAAGAAACAGCUUUACAGCUUGUUAUCUCUGUUUACCUUUGUUAUUGUCGUACCUGUAGUGUCUGGUAAGAUGCAGGACUAGCAUUGACUGCAUCCUCAAGCUCUUAUUUAGACAUCAAGCUGGAGGACUUUCGCAAGGCCAGAGUAUUUUUAUGCAGAUGCUUGAAUCUGGUGAAUUUAAGGAAAAUAAUCUCCAAAACAACCAAAUUCUGCAAGAUAAAAAAAAGUCUGGGCAGGGAGAGCAGCGGCAAAGAUUCACCAGGAGAAGAAACAAGAUAUCAGUGACAAUACAUAUGACAGAGAUAAAAAUCAGACACAGGGUGGAUGUGGGUUGCAGAGUUGUUUGCAGCUGACCUUUAACACUACAUCUGCUCACAGGCUUUUUUUUUCUUCAUUCACAGGUGAACCCUCAGUGCGACUGCCAGCAUAACACAGCAGGUAUGAACUGCGAGCGUUGUGCUGAUCUCUACAAUGAUCUGCCCUGGAGGCCUGCUGUGGAGGACAACACUCAUACCUGCCAACGUAAGACAUCCGUCAUUUGGAUAAUCGGUUUCAAAGGCCGAGGCUCCUUAAGUUAAACUUUAGACUCGUCUUGGAGCCAAAACAUCUUUGUAAUACAGCGAUCUUUCUCAUUUACCGUUGGAAAAUGUAAAUUUUGUUCACUGUCCUGUGUCCUUCCUUCAGGCUGUGAAUGUAACAAUCACGCCCAGCGCUGCCAUUUCGACCAGGCUGUGUACGAGGCCAGUGGACGAAGGAGUGGAGGUGUGUGUGACGCAUGUAUGCACCACACUACAGGACCAAAGUGUGACCAGUGCGCCCCGGGAUACCAGCCGAACCCCCGCAGCCAAAUGGACCGCCCCGAUGCAUGCAUACGUAAGUUAUGAAAACUCUUUAGGCAAAAAAAUAAAUAAUUAAUUAAAAUAAUAAUGAGGGUUAUUUUGACUGAGCGGCUGAUGUUUAUGCUGUUGUUUCUGUCAGGUUGUAUCUGCAGUACUGAGGGGACAAUAGAAGGAGAGGGGUGUGACGACAUUUCAGGCUCCUGUCUGUGUAAAGCCAAUGUUGAAGGUCCUCGCUGUGACCGCUGUAAGAGAGGAUACUACGGCCUGAGUGCUUCCAACCCUCUGGGCUGCUCCCGUGAGUCAUUCAAGUCCUAUUUUAUCACACUUUCAAACACUCUUUGCUCUUUGUUAAUCUUAAAUGACUUUGCAUUGGUGCCUUUUUUUCUUUUUUUGCCCCUGCACCUCUAGUAUGCCUUUAAUAAUUCAUUGGUUUGCAUUUAAGAAACACUGUUCAGUUUAGAAACAGUGUAGAAGAUGUAACUCCAGGUUAGGUCCCAAACAUGAGUGCUAGAUCAGAAUAAAACUGCAUGAGAAGUGUAUAAAUGAGACCGCGCGUAUAGAGCAGUAUUUGAUGCAGUUUCAGCUCAUAGAUGAUUUUCCUAACUUCGGUGUAUUCUGUGUUUUUCAGCAUGCUCCUGCUCUGAUGACGGGUCACUGUCAGAUGCUUGUGACCCGCUGACCGGACAGUGUCUCUGCCGUCCCCACUUCCACGGUCGCACCUGCAACAUGUGCUCAAAAGGCUACUGGAAACCGGCUCUGUCAGGGCGCUGUGAACUUUGCGGAUGUGACCCCACCAGGUCAUACAGUGACGCCUGUAAUCAGGUAUGUACCCACACCCACAGUCGAGUUCACACAAGUUUCUCCUUAUUGGAUAAAACCCCAAAUUACCAACAAAAGAGAAAUAUAUGCACUUCAAAGUGAAGUGUUACUGAUUAAAGUGUCAACACAAAUUUUGCGCUUAAAACUAGAUAACAGAGAUUUUUCUUCUGAAAAACAGUCAGUGAUAUCAUUUUGGUUUCUUCUCCUCAGAUAACAGGUCAGUGCGAUUGCAGACCAGGAUUUGGAGGAAGACGAUGUACCGAGUGCCCGGCUAACUCAUACGGAGACGCUCUGGUUGGCUGCCAGCGUAAGUCUGCACUCCUUUACCGAUCUAUUCACAGUGAAGAUGCAUUUACCGUAGCUCCAUUGGAGGUUGUAGUUUGGGUCCCUGUCUGACUGGUUUAUAGCAGCUCUAUGAUUUAAGCAUCAACAACUACAUUUAGACAGCUUUGUUUCUAAUGUCAAACAAAGCUUGAAUUAUUGCUGUCAUUAGCGGACAGCUCUGUACUAGUUUUGUGACAAAAGUGUAAAAAACAAACACGACUGUUUUACGAUUUGCACUUUUUAAACAGAGUGAGUGCUUCAGUUCUUGUAUAUUUCCCGUCCGCUGAUAUCCUUGUUCCUUCUUCCACAGCGUGCAAGUGCGACGCUGAAGGAACCCUUCCAGAAAUGUGCGACAAGAAGACCGGAGCCUGUUUGUGUCGACCGGGCGUCACAGGGACUCGCUGUGACUCCUGCAGCGAAGGACACUGUGACUCUUUCCCCACCUGCCAGUCCUGUCCCUCCUGCUACUUCACCCUGGACGCUCAGAGGCGGAACAUCAGUUUGACUCUGGAGAAGUUCUCCCCUGGUUUCCCUUUUCCUCCUGGAGGUACCGGCGACCCUGCAAACUUUGUGCCUCGUAUUCGCAUCCUUGAGAGCAUGCUGAACCAGAUCAAGGACUCCCUGAGUCUUCCUCCUAUUAGUGGCAAACAGAUCGAUGAUGCUCUGGAUGAACUGGAUAAGCUCAGGUGAGGGAAAAACCUUACAACCUCUCAGAGAAAUAAACUGUUUGUAAAUCUCUGGAUCAUUUUUGUGGAUAUUGAUUUAUUCUCUAAAAUGCAUUUUCUGUUCUUACUUUAAAUCAUUUUUCUUUUCUUUCAGGGAUCAGUUGGAGAAGAUCGAUGAUGAUCUACCACCUCUGACCAAGACUCCUGGUCUGGACUCAGAGCUGGAUAAACUGAAGGCUCUGCUGGACCGUCUCAAUGUGGAGUACAGAGACAAGAAAAAUGCUGUAGACAACACCAUCAGUCCAGACAAUUCAGGUCAGAAACAAAGACACACCUCUUCUUUUUGUUCUCAAACAAACAUAUCAACGUCAUACGAGGAAAAGUAAACUCAUGUUGAGUCUUUCUGUCCCACGCAGGAGCUUUUACUGCCAUCAAGAACGCCUACGACGAGUCAACAGACGCUAAAAAGAAAGUAGAUGACACUAAAGACACAGUUAAGCAGUCGGCUGAUAACAGAGAAGAAACUAAAGAUCUUCAUAAAAAUGUCCAGCCAACCAACACCAAAGAUCUGAACAAACUCGACCAGGACAUGGCCACCAAACCAGACCUCACUCCUGUGGCAAAGGAGGUAAAUACCAGGACUCAGGGUGCAGUUAUAGUCGCACGAUGAAAUGGAAAGCAAAAAUGUUCCUCCUGCGUAAGUUUCUUUUCAUCCUUCAAUUUGCUGCAUCGUGUGUUUUUGUGUCUCUUUCAGGUGUGUGGCAGCACUCGCACAGAGCCGUGCACCCCUCAGAAGUGUGACGGUGCAGAUCUGUGCCCACCUGAGGGAACCCCGCCCUGCAAAAAGGGAGAAAAGUGUGUCGGCGCCCUUCCUCUGGGUAAGAAGGCCGACACUGACGCCAAUGAUGUGAAAGACAAAGUGAACAAGCUGACAGAGAAGAUCACAGACGCUGCAGAAAAGGUGAGCACACACUCUCAUUUGUGUUAUAAACUUUUUUAAAGACACACUACUUUCACUUUUAUAUAAAGCCUUGAGACAUUUUCCAAAAACAGAUUGUUCAAGCAGAGAUGUCCUCUUUUUACAGCUCCAGGAGGCACAGGACAAAACCAAUCAGGUGCGAAAGACUGCAGAUAAGCUGAACAAAGAUGUGAAGAAGGCCAAAGACGAUCUGGAGGGAGACCUACAGGAGACCCGGGAUGUCGUGAAAGAGCUCAGAGACUUCCUGACAGGUAAAAACUGCUGGAGUGAAGAAGCUGAAUGGGUAAAUGAUUGGUUAAUCUGUAGCUUAUUUUGCCUCUAACUUUGUCUGUAUCCUCACAGACCCGACCUCCAACCUGACUCAAGUCAAAGAGGUGAGCGACUGGAUCCUGAAAGCCAAACUGCCUCUGCCCUACGAUGAUAUAUUGAAGAAGCUGGACGAGCUGAAGGAUCUGGCUGAUAACCUGCCGGACAGCACAGCCGUGUUGGAUGAAGCCCAGCCGCAGCUGGACACCGCCAAGAAACUGCUGGAGGACGCAAAGAACGCCAGGUGGGCUUUCAGACCACUGUAACUCCUGCUUUGAGCAACUUUCAGCUUUGCAUAUUUAGAUCUUUUUAAAUUAUUAUUUUUUUAUUUAUCUAAUUCAUUGGUUAAACUCAAGAAAAUUCAAUAUACAGUGUAAACCCAGACAAGUUCAGAAUAUAAAUAAUAAUAAUAAUAAUAAUAUCUUACAUUUAUAUAGCGCCUUUCAGGAUACCCAAGGCGCUUAACAACACACUACAAAAAAAAACACAUAAAAAAAAAAACUAAAUACGUUAUGUUAGAUUUUUGUCGUAAGCGAGUACACAAGGACCCUUAAGUUAUGCUGGUAAAUUUAUUGAGUUACGCUAUACUUAAGACACCCUGUUUUUAGUUUGUAAUGUUCAAAACAGUUAACACAAAUGUUCCCAAAUCUGAAUGAAAGGAAUCAGAAAGAAGAAUAAUCUAUAAUCUGCCCCUUUACCCCAAGAAAUUAAUUUUCAAAAAACUUAAAUGGAAAAAAAAAAUCCUGUAUCCUGCAGGUAACUGCCAGUAAAAAUCUACAAGAAGUCCAGCACGUUACAAUAAGUAUUGAUUUUUACCUCCGCCAAGGAGGUUAUGUUUUCGGUAGCGUUGGUUUGUUUGUUUGUUUGUCUGUUAGCAACUUUACGGAGAAAGUAACAGACGGAUUGACCUGAAAAUUUCACCAGAGGUGUGUCUCAGCCCCAGGAGGCUCCCAUUAAAUUUUGGUGGUGAUCCGGACAAAAUUCUGGAUACUGUGAUCCAGAACACACAAAAAUAAGGGUGUCGUUGGAAUUUUCAAUGAUGAAAGACAACCAAUGGGCGGCACAGUGGUGUAGUGGUUAACACUGAUGCUCACAACCAGAAGGUUGUGGAUUCCUGAGGCUUUCGUGUAUCUUCAUACAUUUGUUUGAAGUGUUCUUCCUCCGGUUGCGUUCACAGGGACAAAGCAUUAGGCGUCAAAGAUGACGUGGAUGGCAUCCUGUCAGGUUUGGACACAGUCGAGGACUCAAUGACUGAUCUGGAGGAGAAGCUGCAGGACACCAUGGAUCAGAUAGAUGAGCUGAAAGACAACUUGACGAAGGUAUGAAGCAUGAUAACGUCACAGAUUAGAACUCACAGUGACUCUUUAUUCUUUGGGUGUUGAUUCAAAGUUUGUUUGUUUUUUUUCAUGCAGGCGAAUGACCAGAUGACUCCAGCAGAGGAGGCACUGGAUGAUAUAACAAAACUGAUCGAGCCGCUUAAACCUCAGCUGGAUGAUCUGAAAAAGCUGCUGGAUGAUACUGAACCGACAGCAGAGGAGGCACUUAAUGACGCAGAGGACGCUGUGACUGAAGCAGAUGAUGUGAAGAAGGUGAGAGACCCGCUCAGAAUAAGAAUAUUUACCUUAUUUACCAAAGUUAUAUCAAAACUGAUGUGAAGUAGAGGUUCAUAUUUCAAAUUUUCAAUAACUUUAUUGUUCAUUAGGUUCCCCAUUAGCUUUUGUCAAGACAAACUUAGUCUUCCAAGGGUCUAACACAGAAAACAGAAAAAAAACCGUAAAAAACUUUGAUGUAAAUUUGGAUCUCAGAGAGCAUCAAACUUUAAAUAAAAUAUCAAAAGUUUACCCAUCAAUCCAUCCAGCUGCUCUGAAUUUAUGCCAUCAUCUGGGAAAAUCCAAAUUUUGUGUUAUAAAUGGUUUCUAGAUCAAAAAAUGAUCAUAAAACAGGCGUGGAAAUGUAAGGGUGGUGAUAUGUGAAUAUGUGAUAUAUCUAAGGCAUUUGUUCCUGUUGUAACACAGUGAUAAUUUUAAAGGUCAGAUGAUUCAUUAAUUGUUCAACUUCAAACUUGAAUCAAACUGGUGAGCAGGAUGUCUUUAUCAAUGUGUUAAUGUGUUUGUUUUUAGGAGCUGGUUCCUCUGGAGGAUAAGCUGAAGGAGCUUAAAGAUAAGGCUGGCAAUUUGCCAGGCGGAGAAGAUGGACCAGUCGGGGACCGAGUGACAAAGCUAAAGGAGGAUAUUGGGAAUUUGGGCAACACCACCGACACCAUGUUAAAAGCUCUGGAUGGUAAGACAGAAAAAAAAAAAGCACACUACACCUCAUUUAUAGUGUCAAGAGAGUCCUCUGAGUUACUUUUACUACACCUGUAAGAGUGUACUGCUGUUCAAGUACAGUCCCUGUGUUUGAAUUUCCUCUUUUAGCAAGAAACAGAAACCCCAUGAGCUGUUUUUGUCUCAUUUGUUCUGUAAGUUCUGUUUAAACAAAAAAGAUGGAUCAUUACGGUCGAUAUCAAUCACCAAAAUCAUCAAAAUAAAGUGUGAAAAAAUACAACAGUCAGAACAUACAGACAAGAUCAGCAAAAACACCAGAGGGAUCACUUAGUCUACAGGGGGCGCCAAAUCAGCUUAAGCACAAGGUUCCUUAUAGGAGCUUUAGAGCUAAAAUUAGAAACGUAAAGAGAAAAAACAUCAAGAUAAAAAAGAACAAUCCAAAUGAAUAAGUUAAUAUGAAAGGCAGCAUUAAAUACAAAUCCCUCACUCUUAAGCAGACUUCUGCUCUAAAUGACUCUAAUGUGCCACCAGUAACAGCGAGGUGUAGAUAAUCUUAUAAGAGCCACAUGCUGUUCAAACUCAGGUGUUUGUUUGGGUGUUUGUAACCAGCUCGCUCACUCAGCUCUUGCUCUUUUCCAGGUAAAGCAGAUUCCCUAAAGACACUGCAGGACGAGAUCCUCGACAAGUCAUCAGUGCUUGACGGACAUAAAGCUACGCUUGAAGACCUGCUGGCAAAACUUCGAAAGAAAGCCGACGACCUGAGCACCUGCAAGGGCUAAGAGACUUCUUCUAUCUGUCUAUCUGCAGAGCGUCGUCAUCAUCAUUUCAUGCCAACCUUUAACAUCCACUUUGAAAAAAAAUAAUCUUCAAUUUACUUCUUUGUCUUUUUUUCUGGAAAUUUGUUUAGAA